Molecule: messenger RNA, 4947 nt
Organism: Acromyrmex echinatior (Panamanian leafcutter ant)
Lineage: Eukaryota; Metazoa; Arthropoda; Insecta; Hymenoptera; Formicidae
Molecular function (GO): protein binding
Source: RefSeq, a predicted model, not a curated record
UGUUUGUCAGUCCUUCGUAUGGACAUCACGUUCGACGAGACUGAUAGUAUCCGCCGGUAUUGGUAUCCGUAUAUAAGCCAUAAUAACGUUUUUUAGUGACAUCCAUCAUCAUCGAUAGCCACCAACGUCGGUCGUGCGUGCAAUUCAACACCGUAGAUGAACCCGCGGCUGCGGCACGCGCAUCCGCGAUCCCUGGUACCGUCGUUUCGCGCGUUUCGUCACUCUGUCCACGAGCGGACGAACGGCGCGGCGAGAUCCUUACGGACAGUGGACGAGAUGUGAAGACGUCGCCUUGGAAGCGAUGUGGCUUCCGUUGGUGCUGCUCGCCUUGAUGGCGAGCGGUUCCGCCUGUCCGUAUCUCUGCGAGUGUCAUCAGAAUGAUGUCGAGAAAAACGACGCGUCAACUUUGUUGGACGUGACGUGUCGCGAACGCGUACCCGGUCUAUCGGAGUUACCCACGGUAGUGAGAAGUUUGUCGGUGGACAGCGCCGAGGGACCGGACGUUGAUAUCCUCCUAGAUGAACUGGAAGCCGCCGACUUAGUGAACGAUGCUUCGGAUAAUCUCAAAGCGAAUGACACCUCGAAGACGAACGACACGUCGUCUUCGGAAGUGCUGCACGCUACAACGGCGCUCCUCGCGCGUUGUCUACCGUAUUUGGUCGAGUUCACAGUGACAAAUUGUUCGUUGGUGUCGUUGAAUGCGUCGUGGCACGGUCUCGAGCGCUUGAGGUCAUUAAAUUUGUCGUGCAACAACUUGCCACGGAUAAGAGACGUGCUGGUGAUCCGUGCGACGAAUCUAAGCGAGUUGGCGUGCCUAGAUCUAUCGGACAAUUCGUUAAUGGACAUCAGUGUCGAUUCUUUCAGGACGCUCGUCGGACUCGUGCGACUGAGUUUACGUAAAAACGCGAUUAGCACAGUGGACGAGGGCGCGUUUCGCGGUCUCGAUCGACUGGAAUUUCUCGAUCUAUCCGACAACAGGUUGGCGGACUUGCCGGAUAACGCGCUCACGCCACUAUACUCCUUGCAGAAACUCGAUCUCAGCGGUAACCAGCUGCAAGUUCUGGGCGCCAGGUGGUUCGAAAGUCUCGACAGAUUGAGGGAACUCGAUGUUUCGCGAAAUGGAUUAGCCAGAGCGGCUUCGGGAACGCUGCAACCGUUAUCGGGACUAUCUAUUCUAAGGCUAGCGGAAAAUCCGCUAAAAGAGAGAGACGUAUCUCUAUUAUUGGGUACUGGAAGGAGAUUGGAGACGGUAGACGCGUCCCGCACUGGAUUAGCGCGAGUUCCAGCCGCUUUAACGAGAUCGGUCAGAGCACUUAGACUCGCUGGUAACAGACUGACUACCAUUCGCAGCGGUGACUUGGAUAGCUAUCCUCUGUUGCGUAUGUUGGAUAUUGCUGAUAACCGUUUGGUGGAUAUCGAGAAUGACGCUUUGGGACGACUGGAAGUUUUGGAAGAACUCGAUCUAUCAGGAAAUGUACUUUCGAAGGUACCGGACAGUUUACCGAACAGCCUGGUGAUGCUUAAAUUGCAGCGAAACAUCAUAACUGCAUUGAAAUUCGAUGAUCUCAAUGGUCUAUACAAUCUGCGAUCGUUAAUGUUGAACGAUAAUGCCAUCAGUGAAAUCGAUGUGGGCGCGCUCGGUCAACUGCCUUUGCUCGCCGAGCUGGAUUUAUCCAAUAAUCCUAUCAAAGUGUUAUCAACUAAUACUCUAAGUGGACCGAGUAAUCUGACAAAGCUGCGAAUGUCAGGACUAACGGCGCUUCAACGACAUCAGGAAGAACAAAGCGACAUGGCGUUUCCGGUACCGACUCCAGAACAUUUGGUAAUGUUAGAUGUGUCGCGUAGUCCGGUUCUUGCUAGGCAGUUACUGGCGGAUGAUGCUGCACUAUCUGCCUGCAAAAGUCUGACAGAGCUGAACCUCUCGGCGACCAACAUCAGCACCGUCAGAUCCGACGUCGCGUACAUGUUGCCGCAGCUGCGCGUUCUUAGACUCGGUAAGAACAAUUGGAACUGCACGGAAGAUCUCUACUGGUUGGGCGAAUGGAUCAGACAACACCGCGAACCGAAUCAACAAUACCAAACAGCGCGAUGUUCAAAUCCGCGGAAACUGGCGGGAUUAUUUUUGCACGAACUGCCAUCGCCGUCAAAUUUCGUUUCCACAACCGCGGGAAUCAUCGCGACAGCGGCUGCAAGCACCUCGGUUACCCUAUCUGUCGUCUUCACGCUCGAACAUACGUCGAAUACUGAUCAGCCAAACGUCACGGUGUCUUCCAAUAUCGACGAUGCGAAUUCUGACGGUAACAUCACGGAUCUUCUCACGCUAUCUUCCGUAAACGCGAAAACCGAAUCAAAAAUGGUAGCUGACUCAGAUUUUCUCUCCAUCUCGGAAACCGUCACCGCAACGGCGUCAUCGAAAAAAACGGCGUCACCGCGAGUCUAUGAGGCGCCAACAUCCUUCCGUAACGUAACGUCGUCAAUCACGAUGCGGACGAGCGGAGAACCGGAUCGAAAGAGCAAUAAAACAAAUCGUAUCUCGAUGGAUCAGAAUUUAAUCAAGCACAUCGUCGUCCCAGCCUCUCGAGCACCAAACGACCCCAAGCUAUCCAUUAUGAGAAUAGAAGACGCGGAGUCGCGUUCGCAAACUUUCGAUAACCGAGCCGACGGUGGGACGCGAAAAAACGAUAAGAUGAGGAAAGUUGCCGCGUCAGGCGUCGGCGAAAUCUUCUCGUCGGGCUCUUCGAACGUGGGAAGGAAAACGAUCGAGAAGCACACGAACAGCAUGAGUAAUGUGACGAAGGCAAACGCAGUGUUGGACGAGCGCGAUUCGAAAACGAUAGCGGAAGAAUUGAACAGUCGAGUGACCGAUUCUGGUGCUAGAAUAUCGGAAGCUUUAUCUGCCGGUGCCCAUCCCGGAAUGUUGGUGUUAGUCGGCGCGGCCCUCGGCGCCGUCGCGGCGCUGACCGUCGUACUCUCACGAAGAGCAACGGUGCAUCGGACGGACAGGUAUCAUCGUCACGAGAAUAUCGAAGUGCACACUCUCACGCCUACUGCGGAGCUUUGGUGACCAGAAUCGGAACACGUCCGAUUGUUUGAGAGAGACAGGCGACUGGACGUCGAGAAUCGUGACCGAGAAGCAUCGAUGCUGCCUCAACAAUCGACUAGUCCACGGUUGAUCGAUGUGUGUUUGAGGAAGAUUCUCAAGUAACCUACAGUAUCGACACGCAUCCUAUUAUUGCAUCGACAUCUAAAUGGAUAUACCAAGGAGAGGUACAAUAACUAAAGUAUUAAUAGAGAGUUGGGAGAGAAUCCCUCCUGACUAUGGAAGCCAUGGGGAGAGGACGAGCGACUAAACGUCGAAGUUGGGAACGAGAUAUUCCGAGCUAAUCCGUAUCGCUUCGGAAACCGCCAAUACGUCGCGGAUUACUAGGGGACAAUAUCGGAAAAAAUAAGAAAUUAUUCGAACGUGACAUAAAACUUCUACAAUCUGAAAAGGACAAAAGGAAGGCGGACAACUGUUGUGAAAUUAUCACGAUUAUCGUAAAUCUGCAAUACAAUAAUUAGGGACAUAUAUUGAUAUAAAUUCUAUCAGAUCUAAAGUUUAUACAGAUAUAAACAAGUGUUACUUAUAAAAUCAAUCUCUGUAAUCACGUAUCUGGCUUAUCGAGUUCUUUGAAAAUCGCGUGUGGCUCAAUAUGUAAAGUCAUCCAGAUGUCGAUAAAACGGUAUAAUAUCUACUCGAUGGAAAGAAUACUCGACGACACUGUUCAAACUCCAUCAACGGCGGAGAUGUAGACGUGAAGUACUGUAACCAAGACGUUAAAAGCACGAGCGAGAAUCACCGCGUUAUUUCAUAUAAAUUCUGACAUAUACAAACACAUCUGGUGCUGUACAUGUCGUCCGUCGGGAAAUACUGGACGCGUACUACGAACGAAAAACUCGGGGGAAAAGACUGUAAAAAAAUUCGAAACUAUUUCGACAUACAUCGCGGUGGAUCAGCAUCGCGCAAAACCUCAAUCUCCUUCGUAAUAAACACGAAUUGUAGAAGGAAAAGUACGAACAAAAAAUUAUAUACGGAGUUAUUCGCGUGAGAGAACUCUAAAUCCGUCAAAACCCUUUGAGAUUGGGUUUGAUGUUCUUCUGAUUUCGGUAUCGCACAUAAUGCAAUCAUUGUAACGCGUCAUAAUCGAGUGGCAAUAACCACAAGCGAGCGGAUUUAACAAUUAAGCUGAUUGACUUGGAAUCAGACCGAUAAAAUGGACAUAGUGACAAUAAUAAUGGUUACACGCCGCGUCUCAAGAGUUUCACUCUUUGCGGUACGCUCAAUUCCUGAGAAGACUAUAUUGUGACUGAAAUGAAGUGCGAGUGUAAUAAAAGUAGGAAGAGAGUAUAAGGCUAGCAAAAGAUAGAAAAACAUGGACGUGGUAGAAAAGCAGGUAGGGCAACGCCGAAAUGCAGAAUGUAGGAGAUGAAAAAUUCGCGGUGGCAAAUAGUAUGCUUGAAUGAUAAAACCAGACGGAAAGCCAGAGAGAGUGUUAGACGGAAGAAUUUUUAUCAAAUGGCAUGUGCGUGUAUGAGAGAUCGAGAGAAUCGAGCGUAAGAGAAAAAGAGAGAAGGGAGAUUAAUUCGAGAAAUCGUUCUCGAAUGCAGCAAAACGGGAUGUACAGAAAUAUUGCUUCCGUACUUAAUUUCACUAAGCUUGAUGAGAUGUCAAGACUUCUCAACAAAUACAAAAAUGAAAGAAAAGAUGCUUGCGAGACAGAAAGAGAGAGAGAGAGAGAGAGAGAGAGAGAGAGAGAGAGAGAGAGAGAGUGUGUGUGUGUGUGUGUGUGUGUGUGUGAGAAAGCAAAUAGACAAAAAUAGCGAAGAGGCUAAAUAUUAUCUUUCUUAAAAUAACCAGUGUCAAAGUACCGCUAUAAUAAUAAACCAAUGUACAAAGAUCCAUGUUCA